CAGAUUUAGCCCCAUAUGAACAAUGAUUUUUUUUCCCUGUGUUUGGGAAGUCUCCCAUGUGCCCUUUGAUAAACUCUGAAAGAGCUUUAUGUUUUUUUUAACAGUGGCUUUUUUCCUGCGUAAUAUAUUAUAAAGCCCAUUUCUGUGUAUUGUAUAGUGGUCCCAUGGACACAUACAGCGGUCUUUGCUGUGGAGCUUUCCAGCUGCUUCAUGUUUACCUUUGGUCUCUUUGUUGCCAUGCUCAUUAAUGUACUCUGGCUGUUCUGUGAGCUUUGGUGGAUGGUUUGUUUUGGUACCCUGUUAUUUCUAUCAUGCAAUGAUGGAUUUACUUGAGCUCCUUGUAAGCACUUUUUUACGUCCCAAUCUUGAUUUGUAUUGUACGUUUGUGUUGCAGCAACCACAAAAAAAGCCUGCUUGUUAUUUUACAAACCUUCGUUAACACCUCUAUCCACACCCAUUUCCAUGCUGCAUUCACGGAUUUGCUCUCCUGGUUUGCAUGCUCUUCUGAACUGCGUCUGUAUUACCGCCGUUCUUCCUCCUGCUUAUGGACAGUCUGCAGACAGACAGCGAGACACUCGACACCAGCUCAAACAGCAGGGUUCUUUUCAUUCAGCUACUUCUGUCACUGAGGAAGUUAAAUCCUCAUGUUACGUUCACCUGUCUGUCAUCAACCCACACUUAUCAGCGUGCAUUCGACUUAUAUCUCACCCUUCUGGAAAGGAAUUAUUAAACCUGGGCUGGAUCAUCACUCACCUGUUGUUAAUAAGAUGAUAAAGGAGCAUGGCGACCUGUUUUCUGACUCCCAGUGUAAAGUCUGCAGUGCUGUCCUCAUUUCUGAAACUCAGAAGUUGACUCAUUAUCAGAGCAAGAAACAUGCCAACAAGGUGCGGCGUUACUUUUCCCAGCAAAACGAGAAAGAAGUGACCGUCAAGAAGCUAAAGUCAAGUGAGACUCAGGAUUGCAACAAUGGAGACACAGACCGGAUGAAGGCAUGUAAUUUAUGCCAGAUGACCUUCUCUUCUCCAGUAAUGGCAGAGUCUCACUAUCAGGGCAAAUUUCACGCCAAGAGACUGAAGAUGAAAACGGUUGAAUCUCAGCCACCAGCAGAAGCUUCUCAGACAGCAAAGCCGAAGGAAAAACCCGCAGAUGUUUCAAGUGGCGUCACAGCGAUGGACAACAACAACAAUCCAGAUCGUUUCUGCUCCAUCUGCAAGGCCCCUUUCAACAACCCGCUCAUGGCCCAGCAGCACUAUGUGGGCAAGAAACAUAAAAAACGGAUGACCAAGCUUAAACUGAUGGAGACAUAUGGCCCUUCCACUGCACCGGCUUCCACAGAAAAUGGUUACCCCUGCACCAUCUGCAACAUUGAGCUGAACUCGGUGGAACAAUACCAAUCUCAUAUCAGCGGCGCCAGGCAUAAGAACCAAGUGAAGAAAUCAAGUCAGAAGAUUGCAGAGAACCAGCAACCAGAAGAACAAUUACAAGAGAGCAACAACCAGUUCGUGGCUGAAGAAUACCAGUACACUGCUGAAGACAACCAAUACACACCCGAUGACGACCAAUACGCACCUACGGAUGACCAGUACGGCACUGGAGAAGAGCAGUAUGAUGCUAAUUACCAGUAUGCCCCAGAGAACACAGAGUUCUCGGAGCAGUACCAGUAUACUUGAGGCUGGACUGAGGUGGACUGCAGAGGCUUCAGUCAGGACUUGGACUGACAGUCUAUAACCAGCCCCUUUAACACAUUAACACACCAUCAACCCUCAUGGAUCUUCAGCUCCUGUCUUGCUCUCUUCUCCGUUGGUCCUUUCUGCACAACAGUCAUGUUUGGACCCUGGAACCAGCUCAUCAUAGUAUUUUAUCCAGCUGACACUGUUUUAUUUCAUUUUCUCUACCAAAAAAGAGCUUUUGAAAUGUGUAGAUCUUAAGUUAAAGUGCCCACCAGGGUGAAAAAUGGUUCAGCUGUGAUCCACCUACACUCGUAAAGGAAUGUCUGCCUGGCUUAGCUUGUGUUACACUGGAAGGACGACUGUUGUUCAUAUUCAUGUACAUUAGGGCUGGGUGUUGUGUAAAAGUAGUCAAUAUUAGAGGUAAGUCAGCUUUUUUUCCCUCAACCUCCUUGUUUUUUAAACUGUUCCUACAUAACCUGUUUUCUUUAAAGAAGACAAAUAACUAACAGGCCCAAACAAAAUGCCAUCUGAAUAAAGGUUAAAUUAUGUCACGAUAAAUGUCUAAGCAGAUAGUAAUUUAUAUAAAGGGUGCAAGUAACAUUUCCUAGAUCACAGCUGUAAAACACAAACCUGUACCUGCUUUAAAUUUGGCUCCUCGCAGUGUGUGCGCAGCGUCGAACGGUUGCCAGCGCCCCCUGGAAGUCCAGCGGUCACCGCUUGCAGGUGCACAUUUUGCAGCUUCAUUGUGUGGAGAGCAGAUCGUAGAUCUUCCGAUGCUGAGAGUUUGUUGUACAGCUUUGACCCAGAGACCAAACAGCGGACCAAAAAGUGCACGUCAGCGCCACAGCACGACCACAAACACUCAUUUAUAGUUAAAAACACACAAACAACAUCUCCCCGCCCGGUCUGCUUGCUAAAGUUUGCUCCCUGUAAUUUCUUCUUCCUCAAAAUGAGAAGACAGCUGCUGGAAUUCCUGAUCUUUAGCUGUAAAUGAUGAGACCAGGACUCUCAGGGAGCAUUCCAGGCAUGGCUGGAACGCUGGAAGAGUUGGGCGAAGGGGAAAGGGGUCAAAUUUAAGUCAGAUAUUUAUUUAUGUUUUCAAAAGUUUGAAUCCAGCCGAAGGGAACAUAAAAAUGAGAAAACUUAAAUCACUGUGGGGAAAUAACUUUAUAACAUUUGUUAAAAUCAUAGAACGGUAUCAGAAAGGAGGAAUUAUCCCGCAAGACCAUCACAGGAAUCGAACAGCUGCAAUAAGUUAAGCAUGUACUUAUUCUAAGGCUCAGUCUCCUCCCAUGACCUCUUUUUUCUGCUCCUACAUGAAUGAUUUAAUAUGUUUGUGCUUGGGGUUGAGGAUAAUAAUGGCCUAACCCCUCAGAUAAAGUUUUCUGUGAAGAAAUGGAGUGAUAGUCCGUUCAGAGGCCGGCUUCAUCCUCAGCUUGCUCCUCCGGCUAACCAGAGCUCCUUCCGUGAAGCGAGGCGACAUGAUGAUGGAAAGGAGUGUUGACGACAUCUUCUACGCAUCCUGUCAGCUGGCAGAGAAUGGACGUUUUUUUAUUUAGCUCCAACAUUCAACCAUUUUUUAACAUCCAGUAAGCUACAAAGCAAAGGUGUCCGCUCUCCUGACAUGCAGGUGGUUUGCAGCUUUCUGUCAACAUACCAGGAGCUUGUUCGUUUACGCUGGCAAUACUAUGCUUUCAGUUACUCUUUUUUAUUUAAUGCAAGCUAGUUUAUUUGCUUUUUAAAUUUCUUUUUUUAUAGGAAUGCUGACUUCUGUUGGAGUUUGUCUUGUAUGUCCUGGCCAGAACUGAUUCUGUUUGCCUUUUUUUCUUAGUUAAGUCCUAAUGUGAAACAUUUUCUCCCUGACAUUUCCAUAAGCCACUCUGGAAAUAACUAUGUUAAGCUCAGAAUUAGUUGGAAAAUAGCUCUUCAUGUAGUGUUUUCUUUAUUUAUGUUUUUAAGUGGUGAAAAAUUUCUUGGCUUCCCCAUUAAAUACUUUGCGCUCUGUAAGCAGUCCGUAUCAGAGAUCACAAUAUUUACCACACAGGAGAGUGAUGUCAAACUAGAAAGUGAUGUCAAAAUAAGAAUAACAUUUUUAUUUGUCAAUUUAUUCUCCAAGAAAAUUGGUUAAUUAUAUAGUGCUGAAUGUCAUCAACUGUGUCUAAAGAGAUUUUUUUAUGUCAUUUUUACAGACAGGGCUGAUGAAUACUGUAUAGAACAUCCUGUAUGAAAGACAAAUUGCCUUGUGUCCAGUCAUUGUUGGUGUGUUCGGUGUUUUGUGAUCAAAAGUUUACUUUCACUAUGAGUUAUCAUUAAAAAAUGCUGCAAAAAUGUG
Melanotaenia boesemani (Boeseman's rainbowfish) is the source of this 4002-nucleotide messenger RNA. RefSeq names its product zinc finger protein 346 (gene znf346). Gene Ontology annotation, molecular function: zinc ion binding; nucleic acid binding. Bases 645 to 1670 code for a protein of 341 amino acids. NCBI's taxonomy places the organism in Eukaryota, Metazoa, Chordata, Actinopteri, Atheriniformes, Melanotaeniidae. The transcript has 7 exons. The record is from RefSeq and is a predicted model, not a curated record.